Messenger RNA from Oryzias melastigma (Indian medaka), 2521 nucleotides. RefSeq lists its product as uncharacterized. The transcript is spliced from 7 exons. The coding region runs from base 320 to 1063 and encodes 247 amino acids. Lineage: Eukaryota; Metazoa; Chordata; Actinopteri; Beloniformes; Adrianichthyidae. The record is from RefSeq and is a predicted model, not a curated record. Gene Ontology annotation, biological process: protein localization to plasma membrane.
GUGAGCGUGUCAGGGAGGCAAACCCAUGUUUCUCAACAGAAGGAGGUGGUGUUUCAAAGGAGUGGCGAAGAAGCAGUCAGAAAGAGAACUACUGUGGAAGAAGGAACAUAUCAGCCUUGUACUCUGGAUGGUGGAGUUGUGGAAUUAUUUCAGAAGAAUUAUUUUUAAAUUUUAAAUAUAUUUUUCUAAACUCAAAAACUGAAAUAACAGCUCGCUUAAGCUGUAAAAGAAGCUUACAAACCAAGAGGGAAAUCUGAGGAACAAACUUGGACUUAAAGAAACUUUUUUUUCUACUUCUCUUCACAACCUUUGAGAAAUAAUGAUCUGGGUUUUCUUCCCCAUCAUACUAUCCCUGGUUUCGUUCACCGGCACAUGGAUUGUCUAUGGGCUGGCCUUCUCAAACAAUCAUGUGUGCUCCUUAAGCGACUGGAGUGGUGACUACUACUGCAGAGGCAAUAGCUCCAAUGCAUGCUGCUAUGCUCCAACCAUCAGCGCAAGUGGAAUGAGUUCUCCAGAAAACUCCCUUUUUACUGCUACCAUCAAUGCUGGAUCCUUCCUGUUUUUCCUGUUCUGUAUAUUCCACCAUGCCCAUCUGAUGGAGAGACACGCCUGUUACUCCCUGUUGAGCAAAACUGCUCUGGUUUUUGGAGUCAUUUCAUCGCUGGGGUUGUUCGCAGCGGGGAAUUGUAAUCUUGAUUACCUGCCCCUGCUUCACUACCUGGGGGCAGCUGUCAGCUUCACCUGCAUCUGUUUCUACACCAUCCUUCUCACCGCCCUCACAAAAAAGUGUGUGCUGACGGGAUACGAAAAGGUUCUCUAUCCGCUGCGCGUUGUCUCCACUGUGGUGCAGAUCAUCGUCACCAUCUGCUAUACUGUCUUGUUUCCUCAAGAGGAAUACUUUUACAAACACAUCUCUGCCAUUUUUGAAUGGAUGCUGAGUGUCAACCUGGAGCUGUUUGAGCUCAGCUACAUCACGGAGUUCUUCUUCUUCUCGUCCUUCAUGAUUUCAAACCUGCUGGGAAGACGCGAGGAGGAAAAGCCGCUGAUACUGACGAUGUCGUGAUAUGAGACUGCCAGGGUUCAGCAGACAUGCACAAACGUGGAGGAUGGACUCAGUGAGACGCCUGUAACUGUUGUUGGACCCUGGCUGGAGGAUCAAAAAUGAUUUUUCAUUUUGUGAGACGGAUUAUGAUAAUUUUCAUUGGAUGGUCUUUCUCACUCGAUAUCUAUUUAUUGCUCUCAUACUCCGCCAAAUGAACAAUUUUCCUCAAAUACCAAGUUCCUUUUUUUUCAUUCAAGAUUUCUCAACAAAAUGACUAGAAAAUAAUAUUUAUGUGCAAUCAUCAGACUACUUUCAGUUUGUAGAGAAACAAAUAUGUUGCAUCGGCACUUUAAUAAAACAAUUAACAUACCAACAGGCCAAUAAGUCAUACUUUUCAUGCAAAAAAAUGAUGAUACAAUCUUGAUAAGGAACGGGGACGAGUUUGCCAACAAAAUCAUGAUGACUUGGCGAGAUCCGGUUAAACUGGAUGUUUGACGUUCCUUUGAGUUAAUUUGAGUUGUCACUGAAAACAGACGUCAUCGCCUGGACCUUCUCAUGUCUUUGUUCCACACGGUUUCUCCAGGCAGUUGCCUGAGGAUGUUUUAAUGUUUCUGAGUGUCAAGGAAACUUAAAGACACUCCCUUUUUUUAUCAGCUAAGACGUUGUUAAAAAAUAUAUACAUUUAUACUUGAUCUCCUUUACUUCAAGAAGUUGGACUGUACACGGGGAUGAUAGUCUAUGUUUAGAAGUAUUUUGUGUUAUGUAAUUUAGGGUUGUGGUGCAAGGGUGUGUAUUUUUCAUCCACUGGUUAACUGAAAAAGAAAAAUGAUGUUAUAAAAGAAAUCAACCUGAAUAAUAUUGUAAAAUUAAAUGUCUAUAACAAAAAAAGGGGUUUAGGAUGUUCAAAAUAAAUAUUGGUAAAUGUUUCAUCCUAAAAGUUUGAUGGCAAAUGAAAUAUUUACCAAUAUUUAAUAACCAGAAAGUUGUGGUUGUUUCUCAAUUUCAUGGUCCUCUAUUAUAAAUGCUUUUAUUUUGUAUUUUUGUUUGUGUGGAACAUUGAAGGUUCUGGAGCUAUUACAGUGUUAAGAGAAGAUCAUGAUUGCCAACAUGGAGAUGUUUCAGCUGCAGAUGUGCCAGUUUUUCCAUGUUGACUAUUUCCCACACAGUGAACACAUAAGAAUGAUAUAAUAGUUACAUUUUGGUUUUUAUUUUAGUAUGUUAACCACAUUUUAACCUUCACUUCUUCUUACAAACCCUAAAAUAAAUGGAAACCAACUAAAAAAGGUACAUCUGCAAUCUACCAGACUUCUAACACUAUGAAGAUUUUGGUGGUCAACACUGAAGCAAAUCAAUUUCCUUUGAAUACCAAAGUCGUUUGCCUAUUUUGCUAUUUAUUAUCGGUUGUUCUUUAUUAUUGUUCUGUUUUUUGAGCUCUGAUGAAUGAAUCUCCACGUCAUGGAAUCAAUUAAAGUUCUAUAA